Fusarium musae is the source of this 1437-nucleotide messenger RNA. RefSeq lists its product as uncharacterized. Gene Ontology annotation, molecular function: DNA-binding transcription factor activity; transcription cis-regulatory region binding. Gene Ontology annotation, biological process: positive regulation of transcription by RNA polymerase II. Gene Ontology annotation, cellular component: nucleus. The transcript has 3 exons. Lineage: Eukaryota; Fungi; Ascomycota; Sordariomycetes; Hypocreales; Nectriaceae. Bases 1 to 1437 code for a protein of 478 amino acids. The record is from RefSeq and is a predicted model, not a curated record.
AUGGCGAGGAGGAGGCAGCCAAGGGAGUUUGAGAUUCUGGAUGUGACGGAUGAAGUCAUUCGUGAUUACAAUGGGGCUGAGACAGAGGAAGAGGAUAACGCGACUAGUGAGGAUCGUGCGCGGACAAGCACUUCUGGCCGCUCAAAUCUCAUUGUCGGUGGAAGACGUCACGCCUCAAACAAUACGCCAAGUGGCUAUGCCUCUAUACAGCAACCCCGGGUAGUCGAUAUCUCAUCACCGACGUCACAGCGCCAGACUGAAAACGCCGUAGCCGAUCUACUUUACUUCAGCCAAAACGGGCAACCUCAUUCCUCAGUCGACAUUGAUCCUGCUCUGCAGGUUUCCAUGCAGGCGGUCCCAAUUGACAUGAUAGCAGACUAUCCGUACAUCGACCAGAUGCAAGCAUUUACCCCUGAAGGUAUCUCCGAGGACGGUAUAUUCUUGCCAGGCUCUGCGUAUCACGAGUUACACUCGACACUCCGUAAUCACCUCAUCCAAGAGACACGAUCAAUUGCUCCAACAAGAUCAACAACACCGCAUGUAGAGGUUCAAAGCUCAGUGGGCGUCUCCUUGGAAGAAACCGAGAUCACGAUCCCAAUACAAGAGUUUCAGCCCUCUCAGACACCCCUGCUCUCUCAGCAAGAGGAAUGCUCGCUAUGGAAGAACUACUUUGACGAAAUUGCCCCCUGGCUCGACAAGUUCGACCGAGACCGCCAUUUCCAGCAGAUUAUACCUACAAUGAGCAAGGACAAUGACCACUUACGAUACUCGAUGCUGGCCCUCUCAGCACGACAACUUGAACUCAAGCAUACACUACCGACUAAUCGUAGCCUUGCCCUCUACCAGGAAGCCAUUCAUAUGCUCCUCCCGCAUUUACCAACCCGUGGGACAGCGGUCAUCGCCACCUGUGUUAUUCUUUGCGUGCUGGAGAUGUUGAGCUGUUCGCCAAAGGCAUGGCAACGACAUCUUGAUGGCUGUGCGAGUCUCAUGGAAGCGGUCGGCAUCAAUGGAUUCGUAGGAGGAACAGAGCAAGCCUUAUUCUGGUGCUUUGCGCGUAUGGAUAUCUGCGGCGGCCUCAUAUCGUCCGUCAAGACUCUUAUUCCUAUCUGCCAUUGGGCCUCCAAGACUUUAUCGAUUGAUAACGAUGUCGAGCUCUUCAAGAAUGCUCCAACGUUUGAGGACUGGGCUAACUAUGCUGUGUAUCUCACGGCUCAAGUUCUGGAUCUGUUGGCUGCCUCCCCUACUGAUCCAACUCGCGAUGAAGCCAGGUUCCGGGCUCGAUGGCUCAAGUUGUGGAAGUAUAUCUCUGAAUGGUACCAAGAACGCCCAGCUCCAUUGCAUCCCAUCAUGACAAUUCCCUCGAGCGAGUCAUCCCCGUUUCCAACGAUUUUGUACUCGAACCCUGCUGCCAUAAUCAGCCAUCGACAGUACGGCUAG